This is a messenger RNA of Suricata suricatta (meerkat), 1687 nucleotides long. It is a transcript of the gene TMOD2, whose product is annotated as tropomodulin 2. Gene Ontology annotation, molecular function: tropomyosin binding. Gene Ontology annotation, cellular component: striated muscle thin filament; myofibril. The record is from RefSeq and is a predicted model, not a curated record. Gene Ontology annotation, biological process: pointed-end actin filament capping; myofibril assembly; muscle contraction. The coding region runs from base 205 to 1260 and encodes 351 amino acids. NCBI's taxonomy places the organism in Eukaryota, Metazoa, Chordata, Mammalia, Carnivora, Herpestidae. The transcript has 13 exons.
GUUUCUCCAGGCCCAUCUCCAUAGCUUGGAGGGCCCAGGCCUUUCGACAUUACACCAGAAGGGAUAGACCCUUCAACUUUGCACCAGCCUAUGCCUAUCAUCGAUUUUUCUCUGGGAAAACUGCUGGCUUGAUCUUAUUCUGAAGUCCUGGGAAGCUGGCCUGUUUACAUGUUCAUGACCCAUGAGAAGGGCAUAUAAGAAACCAUGGCACUCCCUUUUCAGAAAGAGCUGGAGAAAUACAAGAACAUCGAUGAAGAUGAGCUUCUUGGCAAGCUCUCAGAAGAGGAACUGAAACAGUUGGAAAAUGUUCUUGAUGACCUAGAUCCCAAGAGCGCGCUGCUACCAGCUGGAUUGCGACAGAAGGACCAGACACAGAAAGCAGCCACUGGCCCAUUUGAUCGUGAGCACCUCCUCAUGUACCUGGAGAAGGAGGCUUUGGAACAGAAAGACCGGGAAGACUUUGUGCCCUUUACUGGAGAAAAGAAAGGGAGAGUCUUCAUCCCCAAAGAAAAGCCCAUAGAAACUCGUAAAGAAGAAAAAGUGACCCUUGACCCAGAACUAGAAGAAGCUUUGGCCAGCGCCUCUGACACCGAACUCUAUGAUCUUGCAGCUGUUCUUGGAGUACACAAUUUGCUCAACAAUCCAAAGUUUGAUGAAGAAAUGGCCAGCACUAAAGGUGGCAAAGUACCCGUGAGAAAUGUGGUCAAAGGUGAGAAGGUCAAGCCAGUAUUUGAGGAGCCACCCAAUCCCACCAAUGUGGACCUGAGUCUGCAGCAGAUGAAAGCCAAUGAUCCUGGCCUGCAAGAAGUCAACCUCAACAACAUUAAGAACAUUCCAAUUCCAACCCUGAAGGAAUUUGCAAAGGCUCUGGAAACCAACACUCACGUAAAGAAGUUCAGCCUGGCUGCAACCCGCAGUAAUGACCCUGUGGCAAUUGCUUUUGCAGAUAUGCUGAAAGUAAACAAGACCUUGAAAAGCCUAAACAUUGAAUCCAAUUUUAUCACCGGGACUGGAAUCCUAGCCCUGGUCGAGGCCCUGAGAGAAAAUGAUACCUUGACAGAGAUCAAGAUCGACAACCAGAGGCAGCAGUUGGGAACAGCCGUUGAGAUGGAAAUUGCCCAGAUGCUCGAGGAGAAUUCAAGGAUCCUCAAGUUUGGAUACCAGUUUACCAAGCAAGGGCCUCGAACAAGGGUGGCAGCUGCCAUCACCAAGAAUAAUGACCUGGUUCGUAAAAAGCGAGUUGAAGGAGACCGAAGGUAAACUUCCACGAGAGGAGGCAAAGGUUCAUGACGGAGGCCAACUAAAAAUAAGCAAAGAAAAACUAUUCUUCCCCAUCAGGACCAUUUUAUCAAAGCAUUGCUGCAGGCCCAGGUUCAAUGCACAUCACUCCCGGGAAUUUGCAGCUUAGAUCACCAAACGCCAAAUCUCACAGCUUGUAUGGAAGAUCACUCUUAGGAAAUAAAUAUUAAAAGCCUGGAAAUCAUUUUACUGUUCCGGCACCAAAACUCUUUUUAUGCCUAAAGAGUGUAUGUGCAAGCACUUUUCAUCUUCAUCAACAUGCAUAAGCCCCUUCCUUCCAUCUGGGUAAGAGAUACAGUGCACUCGUUUAUGUCCAGAAUGAAGCUUCCAAGUGAAAAUGUACGGAACAUUAGGAAUUAAUAAACAUUUCUUGUAAAAUGAAAGUAAA